Molecule: messenger RNA, 4329 nt
Organism: Musca domestica (house fly)
Lineage: Eukaryota; Metazoa; Arthropoda; Insecta; Diptera; Muscidae
Product: protein nubbin
Exons: 5
Coding region: 1063-2988 (641 amino acids)
Biological process (GO): regulation of transcription by RNA polymerase II
Molecular function (GO): RNA polymerase II cis-regulatory region sequence-specific DNA binding; DNA-binding transcription factor activity, RNA polymerase II-specific
Source: RefSeq, a predicted model, not a curated record
ACCAAUCAAUAACAACUUAAAAUGAGAGCAAAAAUCAUUUGUUUCGGCCGUUACUCUUUCUUGGGCAUUGUUUUGUUGCUGUUUGCCAUUUGCUUGCUUUGACUAAAGGAAAUUUAAGUAAGACCCACGACGAAGCCGCUGCCAUUGAGAAUGGAAUGAAUUUAGUUUGAAACAUAACGUGCAACAAGAUAAACGCAUAACGCUGUGUGAAGGCAAAUAAGUCUAAGGCGCAGAAACAGAAAAGCAAACAAAAUAAAUACGUGAAAGUCUUGUUACGGGAAAAACCAAAAAGAGAAAAGAAUUUUCCGAAAGGGAGAGCAAAUAAAAGAAAACUCUCUCUGUGGUUGCCAAAAAAAAGAAAGGAAAUCAAAUUCAAAUUGGAAAAAUCUCACCAAAAAAAAGAAAAUAAAGGAGAAUAAAAUCAUCCCCCUUUUUAACAAACAUAAACCAGACAAUUGUUCUCAAGAAAAAGCAAAAUAAGGCAAAUUUUAGGGCAAAAAACUGCACAAUUUCCAUACCAUACAACAACAAUACCAUCUUGGGCUGCGACUCUGCAAAAAAAAAAUUUGCUAAGGAUAUCCGAAUUCCUACUCAGACAUCCAUCUAUCAGUUAGUCCGUUCUCAAACAUUGCAAAACAAAGGUAUUGUAACACUUUAACGUCGAAUCGGAAUUUUAGUUUCAAAUGAAACGUUAAUGUGAAAACACAUCAGAAUUACAAGAAAACAAAACAUUUGUAAGAAAAAAGAAAAAUAAAACACAACAACAACAAAACAGAAAAUAUGAAUGAAAACAAAAGUUCUUAAAUGAAAUGGAAAACAUUUUUUACGAACGCACAAUCAAAAUCGAACGCACAAAAUUUUAUUUUGAAAUGGAAUAUAACUAAAUAAAGAUAUUUUCAAGCAAAUUUUUACGAUUACGUGCAAAGUGUCACACACAAAAAAAAUUUUCGUUGGAUAUUGAAACAUUGCAAAUCAGUGAAAUAAAAACAAGAACAAAACGCAGAUAAAUAUUUUCUGUAAAAAAACCCCCCUCAAUUUUUAAAACAUUUUUACAUUGUGAAAAUGGUUAUGUCAGAGCUACGUUGGCAUUCAUCAACACCGGAGGAUAAUAAUAAUUCACUGAAACGUGAUUUAUUAAAAACACCAACCACCGCACACCAUCACAUUAUGCAAAAUCGAUAUAUCACACGUUUGUCCCGAUCACCCUCGCCCAUGCAAUCCAAUGGCUCCGAUUGUGAUGACAAUAACUCGAGUGCUGGCAACUCAAGUGACCGCUGUCGUUCGCCGGAAAGUCCAUCACUGGAUCUGUCGCGCCCUCCCAUAAAAAGGCGUCAGUGGUCGCCCUUAUAUUCAUAUGCUUUACAUGGCCUAAAUACCCAGCAUCCUCAUCACCCUCAUCAUCAUAUGCAUCACUCACCGCCUCUCUCAGCGCAUUCGCCGAAAUUAAUGAAGCCCCUGAAAACUGCAACCUCACAAGAAGACCCACUGCCGGAGGAGGAAGAAGAGGGGGCGUUGAAUUUGACAAGUGAAAAUUCUCGGCACAGUUCUCAGUCGCCUGCCCUGUCACUGAAAGCAUCAAAGGCCACAAGCACCCCAACACAAAUUGCCAGCAGCAACAACAACAAUGGCCAACAACCCAUUGCUCCAACAAUUCAGGGACCCACCAGCAGCAGUACACCCCUGGCAUUGCCUCCCCUGACUCACAGCCCCUUGGCUGUGCUACCACCAGGUUUGGGUUCACCUCAAGCCCAGCUGGCAGCAGCUGCUGGCUUGGGUUUCUCCAAUCCCCUAUUGGCCCAAGCAGCGGCCAUGGGAGGCCCUCUGUCCCCCCAGGACUUUACACAAUUCCAACAAGUUUUGCAGCAACAACAACAUGCUUUACAACAACAAUUUCAACAUUAUGUGGAGAUUUUACGUAAUGGUUCCAUGCCCACCAUGGGUCCGGCAGAUGAUCCCUCCGUGGCAGUUCAGGUGGCGACGGCGCAAUUUCUGCUGCAGAGGCAGGCUUUGACACAGGCGGCCCAACAAUUGCAGGCCCUGCAGAAACAACAACAAGACAUGCAACAGCAACAGCAGCAGCAACAACACCAAACUUCAUCGCAACAAUUGUCUAUUAAAACCGAGCCAGAUGCACACCAUCUAAGCUAUGAGCAACCUUUGCAUUUGAAAAACGCCACACAUCAUCAACACCAUCCUCAUCACCACCAUCACUCGUCGACUCCACUACAGCGAAGCCCUCUACAAAGUCCGGCCACCUCACCACUGCCAUCACUAUAUACCUCCAGUUCGGCAAUGCUACACAACUCCCAGCACACCCCACCACCAUCGGGUUCCUCCAGCUCCCUUAAGGUUAGUGGCCUGCUCACACCCAAUACACCAAGUGGACCUCAAACACCACAACUACCCAAAAGUAUGGCAGCUGCCACACGAGCCCCUGAAGCUUCACCCGAAGAGACAACCGAUUUGGAGGAAUUGGAACAAUUUGCCAAGACAUUUAAGCAAAGACGUAUCAAAUUGGGUUUCACUCAGGGCGAUGUGGGUUUGGCCAUGGGCAAGUUGUAUGGAAAUGAUUUUUCGCAGACUACUAUUUCUCGGUUUGAGGCAUUGAAUUUGAGUUUUAAGAAUAUGUGUAAAUUGAAGCCACUGCUACAGAAAUGGCUAGAUGAUGCAGACCGGACAAUACAGGCAACGGGAGGCAUUUUCGACCCCACCGUCCUACAGACCACUGUCACCACACCCGAAAUAAUGGGUCGUCGCCGUAAGAAACGUACCUCGAUUGAGACCUCCAUUCGUGGAGCUUUGGAGAAAUCCUUUAUGCUAAAUCAAAAACCAACCAGCGAAGAAAUCACCCAACUGGCUGAUCGCCUGUGUAUGGAAAAAGAAGUGGUACGCGUGUGGUUCUGUAAUCGCCGCCAAAAGGAGAAACGCAUUAAUCCCUCCUUGGAUAGUCCUGAUAAUGGUGAUGAGUCACCCUAUAUGAUGAUGUAAAUGGGGUAAAAGGUGCGGGAGACUGGAAUAUCAACAAUUUAUGGAAUCGGGCAUUGUGGCAAUCGAAUUUUUUCUCUAUACUUAACUUUGUGUGCAUGUGUAUAUCUGUGUAGCUGUAAAUAAUUUUGGAUUUCCUCCCGGAAAACAUGGUUUUUGAAAAAGGAAAUUACUUUGGAAAUGAAUUUUAAAUGAGAAUGACAAAAAUGUAAAUAUCUCUGGAAUAAUAUAUAAUAGUUCAUUACCAUUCCUAAAAAGUCCAAAAAAAUACGAUUUGAUACAAAAACGUAAUUUUCAUAAAACAAAACUAAUUUAAGAAAUUUGGUAUACAAGUAAAAAGCGAGAGGAAAAAAAAAAAAACAUUUUAAGUAUUAACAAAAAAGAAUGUCGAAUUAUUUAUAAUGAAUAUAUGUAUAUGUGUAAGUGAAAUCCCCAACAGAGAAUGGAUGCCUCAGAGAAAAAGGCGCCGAUAAAAGACACUUGUUUAUGUUCACUUUAGUAUAUAUAAAAAAAAAUAAACAGAAUAUAUCACUAGACUUUAGAAACUAAGCUACAAAAGAAUUUACAACAACCAGCAACUAAAUUAAACAAAGAAUUUAAUAAAAAAAAAACUUUGAAAUAACAAAAAUUUAACAUUUAAGAAACAUUAAGUUUAGGAGAAUUUAAAUAAUUAAAAAAAAAAUGAAACACCAAAAUGGUAUCACUAACUACCACCCUCCCCCAAGACACCAAACAGUUCCUACUAAUGUUACCCAUAAAUUUAUAACAAAAAAAAAAAAAAACAAACAUUUUUGGAUAAUAUUACUAUUGAAUUGUUACCAAAAAAAUAAUCUCUUCUUUGUCUCUAAAAAAAUAAUAAAUAUUUCGGAUAUUUGCCUUUGGGUAACAAAAGUCAUCAACAGGAACUCAAAGCAAUUAUUUGAAAUUAUUUUUAAUUUUUUCAUAACUGUCUUUAGUUUUUAAAAAAUUAGAAUUCUUUAUUUCUUCUAUUCCUUAUUCACAUUAUAGAAAAUUAUCAUACAAAAUAUUAGCAUGUAUUAUUAAAAAAGUAAAACAAAAAAAUCUUAAUAUUUAUUUAAAUAAAUAUUUACUGUGAUAAUAAUUUGUAAUGUUUUAAAUGUUUAUAGCUUGUAAGUCAUGUCAACCCCCUGUAUAAAUAAAUAAAAAUUGAAAAAAAAUUAAAUUGUAGGCAUAACCAUAAGCCAAACUUUAUUACUAAUUUUAAAUGUAAUUUAUGUAUAGAAGAAAAAAAAAACAAAAUUAAAAACAAAUAAAAUUAUUUUAAAUUUAAUAAGAAUAAAACAAAAUAUCAAAAUAAAUGAAAAAAAAUUGUCAUACACAAAA